UUAUUGAUAUAACGAUAAAAAUUUUUAGUCUGGACAUACUCAUGAAUCGCCAGGAUUAUUUGACCUUGCAACACCUUACGGAAUCUAUAAUGAUAACAUUUCGGAAUGGGAUGAGUAUCGUGAUAAUUACGCUUAUCAUCAAUAUUUUCAAAAUCAACAACAUUAUGAUGAAGAAGAAGCUAAUAAAGAAGACAUUAGUAAUUUUUGCAUAUCAUAUUUUAAGGGCCUACCGAGAGUAG
This is a messenger RNA of Meloidogyne enterolobii, 239 nucleotides long. NCBI's taxonomy places the organism in Eukaryota, Metazoa, Nematoda, Chromadorea, Rhabditida, Meloidogynidae. The record is from the annotation of a GenBank genome assembly.